Messenger RNA from Wyeomyia smithii (pitcher-plant mosquito), 5452 nucleotides. RefSeq names its product tyrosine-protein phosphatase non-receptor type 21 (gene Pez). NCBI's taxonomy places the organism in Eukaryota, Metazoa, Arthropoda, Insecta, Diptera, Culicidae. Gene Ontology annotation, molecular function: protein tyrosine phosphatase activity. Gene Ontology annotation, biological process: protein dephosphorylation. Gene Ontology annotation, cellular component: cytoskeleton. The transcript is spliced from 7 exons. The coding region runs from base 991 to 4878 and encodes 1295 amino acids. The record is from RefSeq and is a predicted model, not a curated record.
CCGAACACUCGCACGUAAAGAGACAGCCACGAUCGAUGCGUCAUUUUUUCGACAAUUUUAUUUUGAUUCGUAAACCGUUUCCAUUGCUGACCGCAGCGAACCGUCCCAAAGAGCUGCUAGCUUCUUCGUUCCGUCUCGCGCAUUCAUUUUUUAGUUCUUCAUUCCGUCGGUCACGUAUAUAUAGGUAUAACGAAAAAGUGCAGACAGGUUUCGGUUUAUGCGUGGCUUUCGUAAAAAGGCUACCGACGCGAAAAAACGUUAUUGCGCUACGUCGGCAUCGUUGGCAGCAGCAGAGAUCCGCGAACCGAUCCUGUUUACAGAAUUUUCUAUUGAGAAUGUUUUUCACAAUCAAAAAACAGGUGUACAACAAAUGAGCUUCCUGAAUUAAAACUAGAAGCGCAGAUUGAUUAGUUCGUGUUGUGUGACAGAAAAGUGAUAGGUAGGCUAGCUUGGCCAAGUCGCCCACGGUCAUUUUUGAUGGGAAAGAAAACUGCUUCGGAUGUCCGUUUGCUGGCGGAGGAGUUCAGCUUGGAGUCCGUAUGCUCGCUUCGUACGGGCCAGUGAUUAUUGUGUGUUUUCCAUUUGCUAAUGAUUGCAUGAAACAGCUAGAAAACGAGCUGUAUGAGCUGUCCGUAAUAAUAUCCGCGAUUGGCAAUUUGGUGUCUGUUGGUGUUAUUUUUUUCCCUGCCAUUCGAGAAUAAGUGCCAAUAUAACAGAAAGCUGUGCUUAACCAGCGGUCACCGAAAAGGCAAAAAGUGAGAUCGAAUGUCAAGUGCCCGCAGCAGAGUGCAAGUGUGUGCACCCAUUAAAUGUCGAGUCCACGGAAAGUUUGGCGUUUGAUGUACACAAAGAGUGACCGCGAACGCGAUCACAGCGUAGUGCAUAGCGGAACAUAUUAAAAUAGUGACGUGGAUCCGGUUUUUGCGUAUGCAGCAACAACCAGACGGAGAGGAAUAGCGAAGCCGGAAGCCGUCGCAGCCGCCGUUCGAGAUGCCGUUCAAGCUGAAGUUGAAAAAGUCCCGACACUACAAUGUAAUGUCCAAGAGUUUGUUCGUGAUAUCCGUUGACCAUCUAGAUUCCUCGACAAAGAUUGACUGUACAUUGAGUUCGGAGAGCACUGGUCAGGAGUGCCUUGAAAAUGUCUGCCAGCGGAUAUCGAUCCAGCAGCCGGAGUUUUUCGGUUUGCGGUACGAGGUCAAGGGAAGUGCCACGGGAGAAAUGCGUUGGGUCGAUCUGGAUCGACCGAUUAGCCGGCAGCUGGAGAAGUUUUCCGCUAACAUGAAGGUGCUCUAUCUGAGGGUCAUGUACUAUGUGCUCUCCGGAGUGAGUCUGAUCCACGACGAGGGAACGAGGAAUUAUUACUUUCUACAGCUAAAGCAUGACGUGGUGGAAGGUAGAAUUAACUGUGACCCAAAACAGGCAGUCUUUCUAGCUAACUACAGUCGACAGGCAGAGUAUGGGAAUCACCAGGACCGGCAUACGGUGGAGUACCUCAAGACGCUGUUGUCUUUUCCGAGGGAAAUGAUUCAGGCAGAUUUACUCGAAACACUAACGGAAGAGGUGAUCCAACAGGCGAAUGCAAUGCACAAUGUUACUCAGGGAGCGGCUGAGAGUUUGUACAUUUCCGCUUGCCAGCAACUGGAUGGCUAUGGCCAGGAGACAUUUAGCGCGAAAGACGACAGCGGUUCGGACGUCACGCUGGGAAUCUCGGUUUCGGGUAUCAUUGUAGCAAGCGAUGCGAACAAGUUCUACCCUUGGCGGGAUAUAAAGAAUGUGCUAAAUCAUAAAAAGUAUUUCAACAUAGAGUGUUCUGAUCCAAACGAAAAUGUAAGGUUUACAGUGUCAGACUCGACAACCGGAUCGUACAUCUGGAGGCUGUGUGCACUGCAGCACAGAUUUUUCGCCAGAUAUGAGAAAAAUCAAACACAGGCAAGUCAGUUGAAUUUGAACCUGUUUCAUAGUGAUAACAUAAACGACAGCAGAGAUGACUUGCUAAGUGAAAGCCAGUACCAAAUAUCAGCCGCAAUGGGGCAUUUGAUGGGGUCGGCUAAUUGGCAGAGCAACAAUGAGCUGGCCGCACACUCCAGUGUGUGGAAUAACGCCGGAUCAUCAAUGGGCAUGAUGGUGGAAGCGCAGCCUUCGCCCUUGGUGGCAUCAAGUCCCAAUGUAGGUAGUAUAGGUAAUUUGAAUAAUAAUAGUCUCAUGAAUGCCAAUGCAAAUGUGAUGCAAUCGCGAUCAUCGCUUCAGACCUCUGCACUAGAUAUCAAUUUGAACUCGUCUUCUUCGGUGCCAUUGGAAUAUUCGAAUCAUGGUUCGGGUUGGGCUAUCAAUCCCGCUGGUUCCAACGCGUCACUUAUCAAUCGUGCACAAAGCUCAUCAUGCCUAGACCUAAGUAACAAUAACACUCAGGAUCGAGAACGGCUGAAAGCACUUCUACCGACCUAUAGGCCAGCUCCGGAUUAUGAAACUGCCAUACAGCAAAAGUACCGAAGUAGCACAAAUGACGUUCGUUUGAGUAACGGUAAUCUUUUGCACUUAUCGGCGUCCCAAAUGCUAGCGCAAGACCCGGGACAUAUGGAGUUCAAUAUCACUGGUAGUCAACCGGAUGUGUCCUACUUCAACCAUCAGCAGCAGAUUCAGCAUCAACCAACUGUUCACCAACAACCUUAUCCGGAUGUGACCCAUCACACAACGACUCAUAUGAUCGGACCCCACUACUCAGAUGCGUCCGAUUAUGGUCUCACUCAUCGCUUUAAAAUGAUGAGAUUAGUUAAACCACCACCAUAUCCGGCGAACCGACUCAGCUCAACGUCUACACCAGAUUUAGCAUCGCAUCGGGCCCUCCUAGGAUUUCGUGGAGCUCACGUGUCCGGAUCUAGUCCUGAUCUAGUAUCAAGCCGUCCACUGAUGAACCAUCAUCACCCGCAAUUCCUACAAAUGUCACAUAACAACCACAUGUUUUACCCUGGUGGCACUCAUCAGUUAAGGCACUCGCAAAACAUAGUUCCACAUGGCACCUACGAGAAUCUGAAUUAUGUCGAACCCAACAAAGCUGGUAUGCUACCUACUACACAAGGUGGAAAUCUAAUCUACUAUGUGCCCAGAGAUGUGGAACAUCUCCUGAUAGCGGAAGGAUCACAGUAUCAUAAUGGCCAACUGGGUAUUGGUCCAAAAGCGCACCUCAAUCGUUCCUCUCAGCAUAUUAACGGCUCCAUUGAACCCAUAUACGAAAAUGUACCCCUUCCAUGGAAAAACGAAAACGAAUCAAUGGGAGAAAUUCGCAAUCGCACCUCCAGCGUCCAGUCAGCCCCCAGCGUCAGCCGCCACAGCCAGGAGCCGCACCUGGCAAUUGCUCAGCAAACGCCGAGCUUCCCCGUCCCCCAAGUGGAGCAACGUUCGACCAUUUCGCAAACAAGAUUUGCGCCUGCUGAGGUAAUUGUUUCGCAGCAUGAAACCGUCACGAUUCCACCGAAUCAACCGCCACAACACGCGCCGAGAGCGGCAACCCCACCACUACCUCCACCGGCUGUCACUAUUCCGGAAGCAAUGAGUAGGUCUAAUCCAACGAACGUGCUCGAUGCGUCUACUUUUUCCACUUACACCAUGGAUACUGCCAACACUACAACUUACAGUGCACCCGUACGCAUCCUAAGCUCUCGCUACUCGUCGUCCCAAGGAAGUGCCCAUAAUGAUUCCGGUAUCAGUUCCGUAACCGCAUCGUCUCACGUAGGAAGUCACAACCAGUCAACAUCGACUACCACUUCCACCUCGUCCUCGUCGGUGAAGGAAACCAAACGACGAAAAAUUUGGGAUAUUCUUGGUGGCCGAUCGCGUAACUCCGCUGACAAGCAAAAAUCGGCCACACUGGGAAGAGAGAAAGAUCGUAAAAACAAAUCCGCGGCAGCUUCGGGAUCCGGUAGUGGUAGCGCUAAUAGUUCCAUAAACGAUGCCGGUCAACUGAAACACCGUUGGUCAACGGGAAUGCCACGGCAGCAAGCUCUGCCUGCCAACAUAAGCAAAGAAAAGCUGUGCUCGCUUUUAGAAACCAAACUAGCAGAUCCGCAGCUAUACUGUGAGUUCGAGCGAAUCCCGAAACGGUUAGAGAACGCCAAAUACGAAUGCGCCUUGGCGGACGAAAACAAAAAUAAAAACUUCGACCCUAACUUCUUGCCGUACGACAAUAACCGGGUCCGAUUGACUCCCACCCGGGAUAAUCGGAUGGGUUAUGUGAAUGCGUCACAUAUAACGAGUACUGUGGGCAACAAGCAAAGGUUUUACAUUGUAGCGGAAAGUCCCAACGAUGCGUACACGACUAACGUCUUUUGGCAGUGCGUGUGGGAAGCGGACGUCUACCUUUUGGUUCAACUUUCCAACGAGCUCAAUUAUAUUCCGCCGACCAGCGAACGAUGUUUGGAGUACGGACAGUAUCAAGUGUGGCGGGAGUUUUCCCAAGAAACGGAUCGCUGCACAACGUCUAAGCUGCGAGUGUAUCACACCCAGAGCCGUCGAUACCGAUCGGUGUGGCACAUUGCGUACAAUGAGUGGGGCGAUCAGAACUGUCCCCGGGAUGUUGGUCAUUUCUUAGGUUUCCUUGAGGAGCUCAACUCCGUUCGGUUGGCGUCGAUAGGGGAGGUACCACCCUCGCAUAAUACCAAUCCACCGGUUCUGAUUCACUGCAACGAGAGCGGCGGACGGACGGGAGUCACACUGGUUGCCGAUCUACUCAUGUACACGUUAGAUCACAACCAGGAUCUGGAUAUUCCCCGCUUGAUUGGUCAAAUCCGCCAGCAGAGGGACAACAUUAUACCAUCACUAGCACAAUACAAAUUUAUUCACGCUCUGCUCAUACACUACUCGAAACAAACGCGGCUUAUUUAAUCGGCAGUAAGGAAGAGAGAGAUUUGUCGGCUCAAAAUUUAAUUUAUCAAGUGAAAACAUAAUGUAGCAACUACAUUUUCUCACAACUUUCAAAAGUAUUCAAUAGUACAGAGAGUGUACAGUAUUUUUGCAGUAAUCUGCAUUUUAUUCUUGUAUAUUCGGGACGAACCGAUAGCUAGGUGAUAGGUAGAUAGUGUCGAAAUAUAAAGCUAAUGUAGAACAUGUUUUGUGCUAAAAUUGAAAAGUCAGGAGUGCCUUACGAAAGCAAUAUUUUACAGGAGUUUGGAAAGUUGUACAAAAAAAAGUUGAGUUUAUAGAAUGCCAUUUUCAUCGAUAGUGUAACCGUUUUCUGCAUAUUGCAUAUUUUACACAUUGUAACGCGACAGAAUGUUGAGUUAGAGCAAGUAAGUGUUAAAAUUUGAACAAAAUGAGUAUUUUAUUGUAUUUAAUUACGUGUAAACUAACAAAUUUUACAUAGCAUUAUGAGUAGGCUCCUAAAUACGAUAGGAUAUGUAAGCAAACGGCUCAAUUUGUAAACUAGACAAACGUCCAAUAAAGCUUCCCAGUCUCUGAA